This is a messenger RNA of Adineta steineri, 525 nucleotides long. The record is from the annotation of a GenBank genome assembly. NCBI's taxonomy places the organism in Eukaryota, Metazoa, Rotifera, Eurotatoria, Adinetida, Adinetidae.
AUGGUUUCCAUUAAUGAAAAAUCAUUGCUUUAUGCUAUGAUGGCGACUAUAGGGCUUUCCACACUGUUCUGUCUUAUUGGCUUGACAACACCAGGUUGGGGUCCAAAUCCCAUUCCAAAUCUUACCAAGGGAUUGUUUGUUUUCAGCCCUUUGAUACGUUUAAUGAAUCCAGCUGCUGUUCCUCUAUCUAUUCUUUCAUUGCUCUUGUUGAUCGGCUGCCUGACCGUAUUUGGUCUAAUAUUCAGCGGUAAACUAAAAAAUCAUUACGUACCUGUUGGAACAGUCAUUUUACUAAUUAUUACAGCAAUCUUCUUGCUUAACACGUUUUCGUCUUUCUUCUCUACGACUCACUUUUACUCAGUCCAUCUGAUGGUAACAGCAUGUGUAUUUAUGUAUUUAACAUCUAUUAUUGCAACCUACUGGCUCGCUACCAUACAUGGUGGUUUACCUCAUACUAAAACAAAAUCUGGCAAUCGUCCACGUAUAAUUGGUGUAGGUGGUAAUGAACCAUCGGGCGAAUUCUAG